Tympanuchus pallidicinctus (lesser prairie-chicken) is the source of this 2366-nucleotide messenger RNA. It is a transcript of the gene CSRNP3, whose product is annotated as cysteine and serine rich nuclear protein 3. Gene Ontology annotation, molecular function: DNA-binding transcription factor activity, RNA polymerase II-specific; sequence-specific DNA binding. Gene Ontology annotation, biological process: regulation of transcription by RNA polymerase II. The coding region runs from base 134 to 2095 and encodes 653 amino acids. NCBI's taxonomy places the organism in Eukaryota, Metazoa, Chordata, Aves, Galliformes, Phasianidae. The record is from RefSeq and is a predicted model, not a curated record. Gene Ontology annotation, cellular component: nucleus. The transcript is spliced from 7 exons.
CUCAGAGCGGCGGCUCGAGCCCAACGGCCGCCCGGCGCAGGCGGCGGCCUGCGGGAGCCGCUCGGCGUGGCUGCGUGGGACGUAACAGCGGCGCGAGGCUGGUGGAUUCGGUGCAUGUGACAGCACUGCAGCAAUGAGUGGAAUUUUAAAGAGGAAGUUUGAAGAAGUUAGUGGCACCUCGCCUUGCGCCUGUGUGUGGGAUUCGGAUGAUGAUAUUUCUAGCAGUGAAAGUGCUGAUAGCGGAAGCAGUGGCCACCCAUCAGCUUCUAAUCGUUUUACCCGUCCAGAGGCUUUGUUCGACCCUUCCCAGCUCAGAGCAGCUCGAGGUGCAUGUGACAGCAUUGCAGCAAUGAGUGGAAUUUUGAAGAGGAAGUUUGAAGAAGUUGAUGGCUCCUCACCUUGUUCCUCUGUACGGGAAUCAGACGAUGACAUUUCUAGCAGUGAAAGCGCUGACAGUGGUGAUAGUGUCAAUCCAUCCACUUCUAACCAUUUUACCCCUUCUUCCAUCCUGAAGAGAGAGAAGCGGAAGAGAACAAAAAAUGUCCAUUUUAACUGUGUCACUGUGUAUUACUUCACAAGAAGGCAAGGCUUCACCAGCGUUCCCAGCCAAGGGGGAAGCACGCUGGGAAUGUCCACGCGCCACAACAGUGUGCGCCAGUACACGCUUGGAGAGUUUGCGAUGGAGCAGGAGAGGCUUCACCGGGAGAUGCUGCGAGAGCACCUGAGAGAAGAAAAACUCAAUUCUCUAAAAUUAAAGAUGACAAAGAACGGUACAGUGGAAUCUGAAGAGGCUAAUACGCUGACACUGGAUGACAUUUCUGAUGAUGAUAUUGAUCUGGACAACACUGAAGUGGAUGAGUAUUUCUUUCUACAACCCCUGCCAACAAAAAAGCGAAGGGCACUGCUGCGAGCCUCUGGAGUGAAGAAGAUUGAUGUGGAAGAAAAACAUGAGCUGCGGGCCAUCCGGCUGUCCAGAGAGGAUUGUGGCUGUGACUGCCGUGUGUUUUGUGAUCCAGAAACUUGCACUUGCAGUCUUGCAGGCAUAAAGUGUCAGGUGGAUCGUAUGUCUUUUCCAUGCGGUUGCACUAAAGAAGGGUGUAGCAAUACAGCAGGUAGAAUUGAAUUUAAUCCUAUCCGUGUACGGACUCACUUUUUGCACACAAUAAUGAAACUUGAAUUGGAGAAAAAUAGAGAACAGCAAAUUCCAUCACUAAAUGGCUGCCACAGCGAGAUAAGUGCACAUACUAGUUCUAUGAGUCCGGGACCCCAUCCGGUCGAAUAUUCAAUUGCAGAAAAUUUUGAGAUUGAAACUGAACCUCAGGCUGCAGUUAUGCAUUCUCAGUCAGCCGAGGACUUGGACUGCCCUGGGGAAGAGGAGGAAGAGGAAGAUGGGAGUAGCUUUUGUAGUGGAGUUACUGAUUCUAGCACUCAGAGUUUAGCCCCUAGUGAAUCAGAUGAUGAUGAAGAGGAAGAGGAAGAUGAGGAAGAUGAUGAGGAAGAAAAAGCAGAUGACUUUGUAGAAAGUAUGAGCUCCCAUGUUGACAUGGUGCCUCUUCCUUCUGUCCUUUGCUACUCUGAUGGAACUGCUGUGCAUGAAAACCACUCUAAAAAUGCCUCAUACUAUACUAACUCUUCAAAUCUAUAUUACCAAAUAGAGAACCAUGUUGCUGGCACUGCUAACCAGAUUGGUGAGACUUACUCAGAAAGGGAUGCUGUCAAGAAUGGCAGUCUUUCUCUGGUGCCUUACAGCAUGACUUCAGAACAGUUUGUUGACUACACUCGGCAAUCAGAGGAAACUUUUAGCAGCCCUCAUUACCCUUCUGCAAACCCCUCAGUGAUUGUCUGCUGCUCAUCUUCUGAAGGUGAUAGCAGUGCUCCGUGUAACAGUUUAUACACUGAGCAUAGGCCAAGUCACUCUCAAGUGGAAUUUCACUCAUUCUUGAAAGGUCCUUCUCAAGAUGGAUUUGUUUCAGCUUUGAAUGGCGAGAGUGGUGUACAAGAGCACCCUGCCGAGAAUUCACUAGUCCUCUCAGAAAAGAGUAGACUGCACGAAGAGUGCAUCAAAUCACCAGUGGUAGAAACAGUACCUGUUUAAUAUUAAAAUUAUUCUAAGACUGACUUCCUGUAAUAAAAUGCACUCAAAUUGGAUUUCCUAGAAUGUUAACUUUUUUUUUUUAAGAGGUAGACAACACUUGGGCUAUAGUCAAUGUUCCAGACACACCUUCAAGCUACAUUGCCAGAGGCACUGCACAGAAUCAGUUCAUGUAAAGAUUAAAAAAAGCAAACCAACGUCAGACUGUCUUUGAUAAAAGUAAAACACGUAAGUAAAAAACCACAUCUAACAUAUUUCAAAGUAGCCUACCUGU